AUGAAGUGGAUCGUGGCAACCUUGGUCUGCCUCCAGCUCUUGGAGGCUGCCGUUGUCAAAGUUCCCUUGAAGAAAAUGAAGUCCAUCCGGCAGACCAUGAAGGAGAAGGGUGUGCUGGCGGAGUUUCUGAGGACUCACAAGCGUGACCCCGCCCAGAGGUACCACUAUGGAGACUUCAGUGUGGUCUAUGAGACUAUGGACUACAUGGACGCUUCCUACUUUGGAGAGAUCAGCAUCGGAACCCCACCCCAGAACUUCCUGGUCCUCUUUGACACCGGCUCCUCCAACCUGUGGGUGCCCUCUGUCUACUGCCAGAGCCAGGCCUGCACCAGCCACUCUCGGUUCAACCCCAGCGCAUCCUCCACUUACUCCACCAACGGGCAGACCUUCUCCCUGCAGUACGGCAGCGGCAGCCUCACCGGCUUCUUUGGUUACGACACCAUGACUGUCCAGAGCAUCCAGGUCCCCAAUCAGGAAUUUGGCCUGAGUGAGACCGAACCGGGUACCAACUUUGUCUACGCUCAGUUUGAUGGCAUCAUGGGUAUGGCCUAUCCUUCCCUGGCCAUGGGCGGUGCCACCACAGCCCUGCAGGGCAUGCUGCAGGAGAACGCCCUCACCAGCCCCGUUUUCAGCUUCUACCUCGGCAACCAGCAAGGCUCUGAAGGAGGAGCCCUUGUCUUCGGAGGUGUGGACAGCAGCCUGUACUCUGGGCAGAUCUACUGGGCCCCGGUCACUCAGGAGCUUUACUGGCAGAUCGGCAUUGAGGAGUUCCUCAUUGGUGGCCAGGCCUCUGGCUUGUGCUCCGAGGGUUGCCAGGCCAUCGUCGACACCGGUACCUCCCUGCUCACCGUUCCUCAGAGCUACCUGAGCACCCUUCUGCAGGCCGUGGGAGCUGAGGAGACCGAGUAUGGAGAGUACGUUGUGAGCUGUGACAGCGUCCAGAGCCUGCCCACCCUGACCUUCAUCAUCAAUGGCGUGCAGUUCCCUCUGCCACCCUCUGCUUACAUCCUCAGCAGCAAUGGCUACUGCACCGUCGGCUUCGAGCCCACCUACCUGCCCUCCCAGAACGGCCAGCCCCUGUGGAUCCUUGGGGAUGUCUUCCUCAGGGCCUACUACUCUGUCUUCGACAUGGGCAACAACAGGGUGGGCUUCGCCACUGCUGCCUAG
This is a messenger RNA of Elephantulus edwardii (Cape elephant shrew), 1167 nucleotides long. RefSeq names its product progastricsin (pepsinogen C) (gene PGC). Gene Ontology annotation, biological process: proteolysis. Gene Ontology annotation, molecular function: aspartic-type endopeptidase activity. The record is from RefSeq and is a predicted model, not a curated record. Lineage: Eukaryota; Metazoa; Chordata; Mammalia; Macroscelidea; Macroscelididae. The transcript has 9 exons. The coding region runs from base 1 to 1167 and encodes 388 amino acids.